UCAUUCCUUUGUACAAACCUCAAAAAAUCAAAAUCAUUGUUACUCUCAUUACAAAAGUCAGUUGCGAGGUACAGCAGAAACAAAUCAAUGGCUAAAGCAAUGGCAGCUCUCUCUCUUUUGCUCCUACUACUUUACCUCAGCUCAGGGGGGGAUUCGGUCAUGGCUAAUGAACAGAAAACUUGGUGUGUGGCCAAGCCAUCGUCAGACCAAGCAACUUUACUAGCGAAUAUCAACUACGCAUGCGCUCACGUGGAUUGCCGGAUUCUACAAAAGGGUUGCCCUUGCUUCUCUCCAGAUAGUCUCAUAAACCAUGCAUCCAUAGCCAUGAAUCUGUAUUACCAAUGUAAGGGAAGGAACCACUGGAAUUGCGAUUUCAGGAACUCUGGCCUCAUUGUCGUGACUGAUCCAAGUUAUAGUAACUGCAUCUAUGCCUAAUCCUUGGUCCAGGAAGUAGCGUUUAGCCAAUUAGAAGUUACAAUGGUGGUGCCUUUUCUUUUCUUGUUUGAACUUGUAAUUCUCAUUUGCUGCUACUGGCAAUAUAUGUAUUGCUGCAAAGAAGCAACAGAAUUAAAUCUGAUAUACUUUUUUUCCCAA
Populus nigra (black poplar) is the source of this 594-nucleotide messenger RNA. RefSeq names its product glucan endo-1,3-beta-glucosidase. Lineage: Eukaryota; Viridiplantae; Streptophyta; Magnoliopsida; Malpighiales; Salicaceae. The record is from RefSeq and is a predicted model, not a curated record. The coding region runs from base 88 to 435 and encodes 115 amino acids. The transcript has 4 exons.